UUCUAUGACAAGCCCGACUGGCCCUACCAGGAUAUUCCGUAUCAUAUCGCAGGUUACGGCUGGUAUUCUUAAAAGAUGUUUGCGCUGGUGCGCUUUGUCAAUGAGAUUGACAAGACGAAAAGAUACAUAAUACCCGUCAAAGACACAAAUGACUUUUACCCACUCCACUUGUUGGACUUUGACAACAAAGUGACGUACAGUGCCAACUGGUGCGACCCCAACGACGAGGAGGACAGCGGCGAAUAUGUUGUCCAGAUUCUCAAGCUGGCAGAAACGAAAGAAGAACUGACGCAGAUGGACAAGCGAACACCUGUCCCUCCAAUCCAUGCGUCCGAUUUGGAGGAUGCAGGCAGCAAAGAUGAUGAUGCUCGAACAAGCAGAAAAACUGCAAUGCAGGAGUCGAGGAAAAAGAUAAAAAAUCAGCUGUGCACCAAAAAGCAACAGCUCGCAGCAGUUCUCGAGCAGCACACCAAACAUGCACUGGUUAAUAAUGCUGCAGCUGCUGGCAAAACUCAAGCAGCUCCAAGGAGAAAGAGGAUUAAGACCUCAGAGGAAUGCUCGGACUCCAGUGACGACGACGACAGUGUAAUCGCGUUAUCAGAACUGAGAAAUUCUGAGAAGGAGGCUAUGUUUUGGAAAAGCAGAUAUAAGCUGGAAUCGGACAAUGGAAAACUUGAGCCAGCCCUGUCGGUGUGGAAAUGGUAA
Dermacentor silvarum is the source of this 705-nucleotide messenger RNA. RefSeq lists its product as uncharacterized. NCBI's taxonomy places the organism in Eukaryota, Metazoa, Arthropoda, Arachnida, Ixodida, Ixodidae. Gene Ontology annotation, molecular function: DNA binding. The transcript has 5 exons. The coding region runs from base 76 to 705 and encodes 209 amino acids. The record is from RefSeq and is a predicted model, not a curated record. Gene Ontology annotation, biological process: negative regulation of DNA-templated transcription.